Molecule: messenger RNA, 1098 nt
Organism: Paramecium primaurelia
Lineage: Eukaryota; Ciliophora; Oligohymenophorea; Peniculida; Parameciidae
Source: the annotation of a GenBank genome assembly
AUGACUCGAAAUUCUUAGAUUAUCAACACUCACAAAACCAUAUCCUCAGUUGAUGAUCUUCCAGGUUUAACUAUACAUGAGAAGCUAUUUAAAGGAGGAUAUGGUACAAUAUUUAAGGGCGUAGAUCACACUACAAAAUAAGAAAUUGCUAUUAAAUAUUCUAAGUUUGACUUAUCUAAUGAAUAUAAAAUUAUGAAAAAGUUAUCAAACAUCUAAGGAAUUCCUAAAGUGUACUCUUUGGGAGAAUCAGGCAAAUCCACAUAUUUAAGCAUGGAAUAUUUAAAUUCAGAUCUGCAUACUAUAAUAGCUAAAAUGAAAUAACUCUCUUUAAAGUGCAUAUGUUGUAUUGGAAUUAAAGUACUUGAAAUAUUGAAAGAAGUUCAUGCUUUAAAUAUUGUACAUAGAGACAUUAAACCAACAAAUCUAAUGAUAAAAUCACUUGAAGGUGUUUAAUAUUGUAAUGAUUUUUAGAUUCAUAAAUAUAUCUGAUUGAUUUCGGAAUAGCUAAGGAUGCUGACUAGUUUGUGUAUUCUCAAGAAGUUGAAGGCACUCUUCUAUAUGAUCCUCUUUAAGUACAUAGAAUGUUACCUUACAGAUUCAUUGAUGAUAUUGAAAUGCUUGCCUAUACACUUGUAUUUCUCUAUAAAGGUAAAAUAGUAUUGAUCAUAGGUAAUCUUCCUUGGAUGAAAUAUUCAAAUAGUGUACUCUACAAUGAAGAAGUGAUGAGACUUAAGGAAUAAUUUUUAAGUUCUAAAAUAAUGAGUAGACUUCCAUUUGCUGAACUCUUUGGGUACAUAAAAUGGAAUCAGAAUGUAAAUAAGCCAGAUCAUGAUUUUUUGAUUUCAUUAUUUAAAAAGAUUUUGAGAGAAAAUAAAAUGUAAGAGAACUACCUGUAUGAUUGGACUGAAAAUAUCACUCCUCUUACAUCUUCUAAAACAAAAACUACUAUCAGUAUCUUCAAUUACUUUUGUGAUGAAAAUGAACAUAGUUAUACAGGUAUUUAUAUUAAAAUAGUAUAUAGAUUUAUCUGAUGAUGAAGAAAGCCAAAGUGUUUUUACUUUGACACAAUAAGUUUACAAAUUCUUUAAAAAAGAAUGA